Zootoca vivipara (common lizard) is the source of this 3167-nucleotide messenger RNA. RefSeq names its product potassium voltage-gated channel interacting protein 3 (gene KCNIP3). Gene Ontology annotation, biological process: regulation of potassium ion transmembrane transport; negative regulation of transcription by RNA polymerase II. Gene Ontology annotation, cellular component: voltage-gated potassium channel complex; nucleus. Lineage: Eukaryota; Metazoa; Chordata; Lepidosauria; Squamata; Lacertidae. The record is from RefSeq and is a predicted model, not a curated record. Gene Ontology annotation, molecular function: RNA polymerase II cis-regulatory region sequence-specific DNA binding; potassium channel regulator activity; DNA-binding transcription repressor activity, RNA polymerase II-specific.
UUCAAAAGUCUGCUGUGUUCCAGAUGUUUUGGACUACAGUUCCCAUCACCCCCAGCCAGAGCAGCCAUGUGAUGCUCUGGCUGAUGAAAGCACAGCUGUACUAGCUAUGGCUGAAGGGAGUUGUGCUCUGAACAUCUGGAGAGCCACAGGUUCCAGUCCCUGAUCCAAGUCUUGCAUGUGCAUCAUGUCAUAUCUUGGCUACAGCAGCAUUUCAGAUACCAAAAUAGGCGCCGACUUGGUGGCACCGACCAGUGACGCAUGCGCCACUAUGUCAUGACAUCACUUGCGCCAUCACGUGUGUGCGAAAAUGGGCUCCACGCUCGGCUGCCACCCCCCUGCUGCCUUACCUCCGCUGGCUGUCCACUGCCACUGUGACAAGUAGGCCAAGGCCUCUGCCUCCACCGCAAGGCCUCCAUUGAGACCCGCGGCAGCCACAGGCAUACUUCCGGAGGUGUGGCUGCAGGGGGGCUCAAUGGAGACCUCACGGUAGAGGUGUUAGCUGAGUUCCCGCGGAGGCAGCGGAGGUGCAAUGGUGGGUGGGCAGUUGGCAACGGAGAGCUUGACCUAGCCUCGGCGGACAGCAGCAGUUCAAGGUGGCCUGGGCCUCAUUUGUAGGCAGGGGGGCAGCAGUGGUGGGGCACGCUGCGCUGAGCGCCCAUCUUCGGGAAGAGGCCUCCUCUGCCCCCUCAAUAUUUCAGGGCUCAGCCCCCUGUCUACAAAUAUUGCAGGGCUCGAGGCCCCAACAGCCCCAUAGAGAUGGUGCCUAUGAUGGCUUAGUAUUGGCAGAAUGCAAGGGUGCAGAGCUUGGCAGCAGCCACAAGGUGGGUUAAACAUGCCCAACUGCACUGAAAAGUCAACGGUGGGUCUGAACUUAAAAGAACAAGAGCAAAUCACUACGAAUCUACUGCUAGGAAAUGCUUGCAGCUGCAUGUGGAGGAGCGGAGACACGAACUCGGUUCCCGAGAUUACAAGUCUACCGCUCUUAACCACUACACCACACUGGCCCUCAGAGAGGUUGAAUGGGGGUGUGCGUGUCUUCCUGUCUGGCCCACCCAGGACCUGCAGACACACUGCUGAGCCAGGGAGGGCAUUGCAGCGGGUGCCACCACAAUGACUUAGAAUGGAAGGCAAGAGGCGGGGGCACCAUAUUUUGGUGUUGCACAGGGUGCCGCUGAAAUUUGAAAGCCCAAAGUCUGCUACUGCAUUUGGUUGGCCACUGUGAGAACAGGGUGCUGGACUAGAUGUGCCCCCUUUGGAUCCUUCCCAGGUCACCUCUGCUUCAAAGGCCACACCCCUCGCCAGCCGCUCUGCGUCUUUGAACUGGGUUAGUGCCUCUGUCUUCCCUGGAUGGAGAGGUGUGUGUCUGUGUGUGCAUAGAACAAGGUGAGAACAGGAUGCUGGGUAGAUGGGCUCCCUUUGGCCUGAUCCAGCAGCCGGGCUCCUCCCAUGCAUUCCCGCAGGCAAAGGAGCAGACAAGCACUGAAUAUUGAGAGGAAGGGAAUGAGCUGGCCGAGGAGAUCUGUGCUGGGGUCCCCAGUUCAAGAAUCAUAGCUGAUCCUCAAGCAGCUGGAGGGAGUGGCACAAGAGAGCGAUGAGUGCAGAAAAAUAGUUGUGCCAGCUUGCAGGACUCUGAGGGUUAAAAUGCAUGGAUAAUCUUUUUAUCGCUCUCUCUCUCUCUCUUGUCUCUUCCCUCUUCUCCCUGGAGACCACAGGGGUUGAGUUUGAGUUACUGGUAAGCGGAUCCUAGUUGAAGCAGGAAAGCAGGGAUUCAGGGGCUCAGCAGGCACUCCAGGCGGACGAGGCUGACCCCACUACGGAUGGGAGUGACGGCUUCCCAGAUCGUGCCCCCCAAGAGCCCCUGGCCACAGAGAACAGCCAGAGAGGGGGAGGGAAAAAAGGCUGGACUCCACGGAAAGAGAAAGGAGUUUGUGGACUCCUGCAAUCAGGUUAGAAAGUGAGUGAAUCAUAAGUUGAGGGGAGGGUGGGAGAGAGGGGAAAUGGAGAGCAGCCAGCUAGGGAAAAUCCAAAUUUGGAAGCGGCCUGCCUUGAGAGGCCAGGAGAUCCAGAGAGGCAGUCAAGCGGAGGAAGAGGCAAAGCGUAUGCAGGUGGAGAGGGGAGCAGGGUCAGUGCAGCAAGAGGCAGGCGCCUUGCUCUCUCCCAAGGCAGCCCGAGCAACUUUGCAAGUCAGGGGAGCCCAAGGCAGAGGAGAGGCGAACCUGGCAGUGGAGAGGCUGCCGCAGAGCCUGCUGGAGCGCAACGGGAUGCCCCUCAAUGGAGAGGCAAAGGCAUCAGCAUCGUCAGGGAAGCCUGUGCGCUACCUGGAGGUGCGCCUCAAGAUUCGCGACUACCGGCACACUUGCAAGAAGCAGCUCUACAACCUCAUCAGCUGCUUCGUCCGCUUCAUCUCAGGCAACCUGUCAUCCGAAGACAGCAGCGACAGCGAGCUCGAGCUCUCGACCAUCCGGCAUCAGCCAGAAGGGCUGGACCAGCUUCAGGCUCUGACCAAGUUCACCAAGAAGGAACUGCAAUCCCUCUAUAGAGGCUUCAAGAACGAGUGCCCCAGCGGCUUGGUGGAUGAAGAGACCUUCAAACUGAUCUAUGCUCAGUUCUUCCCGCAGGGAGAUGCCACCAUGUACGCGCAUUUCCUGUUCAAUGCCUUUGAUGUGGACCGGAAUGGAGCCAUCCGCUUUGAGGAUUUUGUCAUUGGCCUCUCGAUCUUGUUGCGUGGGACAGUGCAUGAGAAGCUCAACUGGGCAUUCAACCUUUAUGACAUCAACAAGGAUGGCUAUAUCACCAAGGAGGAGAUGUUGGCAAUAAUGAAGUCCAUCUAUGACAUGAUGGGCCGCUACACCUACCCAAUCUUGCGGGAAGAUGCUCCCUUUGAGCACGUGGAGAAGUUCUUCCAGAAAAUGGACAAAAAUCAGGAUGGCGUGGUCACUAUUGAGGAGUUCCUAGAGACGUGUCAGAAGGAUGAGAACAUCAUGACCUCCAUGCAGCUGUUUGAGAAUGUCAUCUAGGGCGCCACUGCCGGGAUCCUGCCAUGUCUCUCCCGCCCCACCUGCCUCCUUGGCCUGCACUUGGACAGACCUGUCCAUCUCUCUUGUGAAGCACACACGUCUUUCCGAGGAAACAAAGAAAACAACCAAAAACUCUUUUUAUAUUUCAGG